AUGAGUGUUUGUAUGGCGGGAGGACAAAGACACGGCAAAUCUGUUCAAGAUCCUGCUGAAAUUGAAGAGGAACAGGCUAUUGAAUUUCCUGAUGAAAGUUUGCAUGCCGUUCCUGAAGAAGGAGAAAAUUUGGUGACAAGGUUCGUCAAAGCAAACGAACCUAUCAUGGAAACUUUACACUCGAUAGCUCAUAAUCAAGAAAAGAAUACUCAUGAGCAAAUAGAAGUUGCAAAUGCACAAGACCGAAAGCUGGAACGUUUGGUGGACCAAAUGACCAACAAAUUGGGAAUUAUGCUUGAGCGGUCUUUUACAGGUAUGGCCAAUAUUCCUCAAGGUAUAGCCAAUCUUAAUCAAAGUAUGGUCAGUCUUUUUAGAAGCAUGGUCGGCGUCCCUCAAAGCUUGGCUAAUCUUUCCCAAAGCAUAGCCAGCAAGCCAAGCAAUUCAAAAGAUUCUCAGCAAUCAGCCGUUCCAGUGAAUAAGCCAAGUACUUUUGUUGAGGGAAGUCCGUCUCAUCAACCUGUGAGUACCAUACCACAGGCACAGAUAAUGCAAAUUCCACCUGCGCAAAUGAUGUCUUCUCAAGGAACAGCUAAGGCAGGUCAAUUGGGAAAUCAGUUGUAUUUUCCACCCAAUGUUGGCCAGCAAAAUGUUCAGCCACCUCCUACCAUCCCUCAAAGACCACCUAAGCAAGAAUUUGGUUUGACUAGAAGGGAUGGAAGACCUAUCUAUAGGAAACCAUACCCUGAGUUCGCAGAUAAUGUUGAAUAUCCAAGGAAUUUCAGAAUUCCUGAAUUUGCCACUUUCAGUGGCGAAGGCAACCAGUCCACCGUGGAACACAUAAGCCGAUUUAUAGUUCAAUGCGGUGAAGCAGGAGGCAAUCAAUGGUUGAAAGUCCUGUUGUUUUCUAAUACUUUGACCGAAUAUGCCUUCAGAUGGUACACUAACUUGCCUGCAAAUUUCAUUAAUAGUUGGCAUCAGUUUGAAGAAAUGUUCCACUCACAUUUCUAUCGAACUGAGCCAGAAGUUUCCAUGGCUGAUCUUUCUAAGCUUAACCAAUUGUCAGAAGAGUCCGUAGAAGCCUUUUUGUCCAGAUUCAGAAAGGCAAAGCACAAGUAUCAUGUAGAUCUUCCAGAAAUCGAGUAA
Messenger RNA from Cornus florida, 1143 nucleotides. RefSeq lists its product as uncharacterized. The record is from RefSeq and is a predicted model, not a curated record. The transcript is spliced from 3 exons. Lineage: Eukaryota; Viridiplantae; Streptophyta; Magnoliopsida; Cornales; Cornaceae. The coding region runs from base 1 to 1143 and encodes 380 amino acids.